AUGAGAGCCCUGAGGAGACUCGAUGCCAAGGAGCACAGAGGAAAGACUGCCCUGCUGGUGGCUGUCACUGCCAGGCAGACGUUCAUCGUCCACGACCUCAUCCAGGCAGGAGCAGAUGUCACCGCCGUGGACAACAAAGGGCAGUCAGCUUUACACCUUGCUGCAACUUAUGGCUACAGCCAGGUCCUCCAGGUUAUCCUGGCACUGGGUUUCCCUCUGGAUCUGGAAACGAAGGAUUUUGAAGGCCAUACCCCUCUCCACUGUGCUGUCCUGGCUCACAACACCCUGCUGAGGGAGCAGGGCAGGCAGGCACUGAGCGAGGAGCAGCACAGGGAGCUGCAGCAGCAGAGCAGGGAGCUGGAAUCCUGCAUCCAUCUCCUGGUGCAGACCGGAGCCUCCAUCUACAGCCGGGAUGUGAAAAGCAACAAGACAGUUCUUCAUUACACAGUCCAGGACGGGAACGUCUCCCUGCUCAGGUACUUCCUGGAGCUGAACGCUUUCAAGCCCAAGGAUUUUGUCAACAACAAGGCCCAUGGCAACACAGCCCUGCACAUGGCAGCUGCUUUGCCUGGUAGCAAGAACCAGAAGGAAAUCAUCCAGCUGCUCCUGGAGCACGGGGCAGACCCCAGCAUCCGAAAUUUGGACAAUGACCAGCCAAUCCACAUGGCCCCUCCUGGAAAAGCUGGGGAUCAGGUCAGGCAUUUGCUGAAGAAAGGGAAAGUCACACCUGCAUUCAACUCCUGCCACAGAAAUGCCAGAUCCUGA
Molecule: messenger RNA, 765 nt
Organism: Lonchura striata (white-rumped munia)
Lineage: Eukaryota; Metazoa; Chordata; Aves; Passeriformes; Estrildidae
Product: NF-kappa-B inhibitor delta
Biological process (GO): regulation of gene expression
Cellular component (GO): nucleus
Molecular function (GO): protein binding
Source: RefSeq, a predicted model, not a curated record